Molecule: messenger RNA, 1224 nt
Organism: Aspergillus mulundensis
Lineage: Eukaryota; Fungi; Ascomycota; Eurotiomycetes; Eurotiales; Aspergillaceae
Product: fungal specific transcription factor domain-containing protein
Exons: 3
Coding region: 1-1224 (407 amino acids)
Biological process (GO): DNA-templated transcription
Cellular component (GO): nucleus
Molecular function (GO): zinc ion binding; DNA binding
Source: RefSeq, a predicted model, not a curated record
AUGCAUGCCCUGCUGGAAGGUGCAGAGCUCGAAUACGACUCUGAAGACUCGAACCGUGGUCCGAAUCGAUCGAGAAACGGCACCGAGUCCGAGUCACCCAAAGGGCGCGUAGGCACGAAAUCGCGAUCGCCCGAAUUGCCGCGGUCGGAACUCGUCACUGAGCUGAUGAGAGCUGAUCUUGACCAACUUUACUUCGAUCGCGUUCAUCCGUUCGCUCCGAUCCUCCAACGAUGGCGAUACCACAUCUGGUCGAAACAGCAACAGAAGAGCGAUGGCCAGGCUUGUCUGCAGUACGCAAUGUGGACGGUCGCAGCUUCUCUUUCGGCCCAAUUCCGGUCCCUUCGCGAUCCCCUAUAUCAAGAAACGAGACGGAUGCUCGAUGCGCUAGACACCCAAAACCCAAACCCAAGGCCGGACUCGAGUGCGGGGAUAGAGCACGCGCAGGCCUGGGUCUUGAUCUGCGUCUAUGAAUAUAUGCAGCUCUCGCCACUACAAGCAUGGAUGAGCGCAGGUCGCUGCUGUCGGCUUGUGCUGGGAAUGCGAUUAUACGAACUGGACGACCCGAAUAACCCCGUGAUGGUGGCCAAGGACCAAGAGACAAGUCUGCUCGACUGGACUGGACUGGAAGAGCGACGGAGGACGUUCUGGAUGGCCUACUCGUUAGAUCGCUUCAUCAGCUUCCACAACGGCUUGCCAUUCACACUGAAUGAACAAUUAAUCGCAACCCGUCUUCCCGGUCCGGAAGAAGAAUUCCAAGCUGGCCAUCCCGUUGUAACGCCAUACCUCCCCGAAGUGAUGACGAGGGCCAGCACCGACCGCGUUCAGCCAAUAUCUUCCUUCAGCGAGUGUAUCGUUCUCGCGACAAUAUGCGGCCGGGCUCUCGCACAUAGACAAAAGGUUGCGGUAGAGCAGUUGAGCAUAAGCGGCGAUGUCUCUGUGCUCGAAGGGUUCUGGAGUCGGCAUCAAUGGUUGCACGAGAUGCUGAACGCUCGAAUCCAGAUGCUGUCGACAUCACCACACGUAGACCCUAUGUUGAUGUUCGCUCGCAUCGUCGCUCAGACAAUGGUGCUCUUUCUGCAUAGUGUCCUCGAGUCGAUCACAUGGAAGACGGGAGAUCACCUCUUGGGGAUAAUCGAGUAUGAGCGACUUUGCGUGAUGGCUGCACAUGAGGUGGUGAGCCUCGUCAAGCUGCAGGGGCAGCUUGGAUACUUCAAGGUACUUUGA